This is a messenger RNA of Panicum hallii, 336 nucleotides long. RefSeq lists its product as uncharacterized. The record is from RefSeq and is a predicted model, not a curated record. The coding region runs from base 1 to 336 and encodes 111 amino acids. Lineage: Eukaryota; Viridiplantae; Streptophyta; Magnoliopsida; Poales; Poaceae. The transcript has 2 exons.
AUGGCGAAACACGGGGCCGCCGCCGCUCUGCUGAUCGCGUCACUCCUCGUGGCCGCCGCCCUCGCCGCCGGCGCCGACGUGAGGAGGCCUCUUAACGCGAGGUUCCCCGUGAAUCGCGGAGCGACUAGAGUUUCCGUGGAGAAGAAGCAAGACGCCGCGGCGGUGCCGACGCUGAGCUGCAGCAAGGUGCACGGGGUGCAGGCCGGCGAGACGUGCUUCGCCGUGGCGCAGGCGGCGGGGCUGACCCAGGACGUGUUCCUCGGCUUCAACCCCAACAUCAACUGCGAGAAGGUCUUCGUCGGCCAGUGGGUCUGCCUCGCCGCCACUUCCGCUUGA